Messenger RNA from Drosophila gunungcola (fruit fly), 1812 nucleotides. RefSeq lists its product as uncharacterized. NCBI's taxonomy places the organism in Eukaryota, Metazoa, Arthropoda, Insecta, Diptera, Drosophilidae. The record is from RefSeq and is a predicted model, not a curated record.
AUCUACGGCCACACUGACCGCGUCUUAAAAAAAGAGGAUCUUUUUCCAAAAAAUAUUGAUUUUUGCCCACUGCCCGACCGCGUCCUGCCAAAAGAAGCCGUCAGCCAGUUAGCCCAGACCGAGAACCAGAUCGAAAUGCCCAAGGAAGACGCGGAGCCCUCGGCGAGUGGCGUUGGGGUGGGGGGCACAUUGGUCGCCAAAGAAAGCGAUGUGCCUCCUCCUCCCGCGGAAAACGAAAAUGCGACCCACAAGGAAAGCGACGCCUCUGCCUCUGCCAGCGUCUCUGCCAGCGUUAGCAGCGCCUCGACCACGCCCCCGCCCGCCCAAGACGACGCAGAGGAGGCGGAAUUGCUGGAGCGGAUGCGCGGCGAUGCCGUGGGCAACACCAUGUACAGCAGUCGCUUCAUCCUGCAGACCGUGAUGAAGUUGGUGGAGCUGCAGCCGGAAUCACCCCUGGAACAGCAGCUGGAGGACGACCUGUGCAAGGUGUGGGACAUGUCCGUGGCCCCCGAAGUGGUCACCCUGCUGCUGGAGAACGAGGCCAUCGAUCCGAUCAUGUACUCCUUGAUUGCCGGCUGUGAGGAUGUGCGUCUGUACGAGAUUCUCAUCGGACUGCUGGGCAACAUGUGCGCCCAGGUGGAGUGCGCCGAACUGCUCACCUGCAGUAAUGGAACGAUGGAGACACUGUUUAAGCUGACCAACUGCAUGGACACCGCCAUGCUGAUCCAACUGAUGCGCCUGUUCCAGUACAUCAUGGCCCAUGUGCUCAGCGGCAAGGAGCAGUUCGCCGUGGACUGGUACAUCUGCUUUGCCGCCUUCGAGAACUCCGCCCAGAAUCUGGGCAGGAUUCUGCAACAGUCCGUCAGCGAUGAGCUGCUGGUGGCUGCCCUGAAGGCCACCAAUGCUGUGCUGGCCAGUUGUGCCCUGGUGGAGGAGGAGAACGCCAAGUCUACAUUGAAUCUGAAGCCCUUUGCGGAGGUCUUCCUGGUGCCAGAGCUCUGCGAUGGCGUCAAUAGCGCCUUCCUGCGACUCAUGCGCGACGACCAGUCGAAGCUGGCCGACGAGGAAGCCGGCGAGGAGAACGGCGAGGCUGAAGUGCUGCCCGCAGUGGCCGCUCAGGACAGCGAUGAAGACGCCGACGUUGGCUAUGACUCGUGCGGCCCGAAAAUAACCUGUGAUGUGGAGAUCAUACAGACCUACCUCAACAUUUGCACCAUUCUGGUGCAGCUGCCCGAGGCGCAGGCCUCCAUGGACGUCUACGCGCCCAGCAUAGUCAGUUGUCUGGCCCGGAUACUGCAGUUUCUGCAGCAGCCGCUGCAACUCAUUCCAUUGGGCGAACGCCAGGAGGAGUAUCUGGAGGAUUUGGCGCACAUUUGGAGUCGCCUCAAGUACUUCUAUCACAAGGAAGCCUUCUCAAAUCUACUGGAAUUGUGGUACCGACUCAAGCAGCACAUCGAUAACUACACCGGAUCAGAUCCAGAGACCAACGACUUCGAGGAUGACGACGAGGAGGAGGACGCUCCCAAGGAGCAGUAUGUGGAGAAUGCGUUUAAGCUGCUGCGCCUGCUAGCCUGUAUGGUGAUAAAGGCCGAGAACUCGGAUCUCCAAGAGAUUGGCGAUGAAAAGGUGCAGCUUUUCGUGUCUGCACUGAAAGCCGAAGGGGAAGAUUCAAUCUUCUCGAAGGCCCUCGAAUGCCUGAGCGAUAAUAUGGAUAAGGAGUCGGGCCAAGCCUAAAGAAAAUACCUCCAUGAAAGGAAAGACAAAAAUGACUGAGAUUGUAGCUUGCAGCACAAUAUAUUCGUAACUUAGUGA